AUGUCUGAUAUCGUCCUUCCCGUCAAAUACAUCAUUGAGAGUGUCCGGUGGGAGGGGCAGUUGGUUUCCGUAGGAGGUCAGGAUGGCACUUCCAUCGUUGGCCUCCGGCAUGUCAUGGGUGGCACACAAACCUGGAAGGUCCGGAACAAUCCGUCGACCGGCAUGGUGACGUUCCAAGGCGUGCAUCCAAGUCCGUUCCCAGAUGAAGGAAAGUACAUUGCUGUCGACAAGCAGGCAUGUUUACUUGACGAGGCUUCAUGGUUCCGCCUGAUAAAAGCUGAGACAGGCCUGGAUACUUUUAUGGUGGAGGAUGCCGAAUAUCACACUGGCUGGCAUCUCCACAAUAACCAGGAUGGCUGUCCUGUCACUGUUAACAACGUCUUGCUUCCAGGAGGGCAAUGGAAGUUGAAGCCUGUGUCCUGA
Molecule: messenger RNA, 423 nt
Organism: Suillus paluster
Lineage: Eukaryota; Fungi; Basidiomycota; Agaricomycetes; Boletales; Suillaceae
Exons: 5
Coding region: 1-423 (140 amino acids)
Source: RefSeq, a predicted model, not a curated record